Molecule: messenger RNA, 8381 nt
Organism: Dromiciops gliroides (monito del monte)
Lineage: Eukaryota; Metazoa; Chordata; Mammalia; Microbiotheria; Microbiotheriidae
Gene: ZNF629
Product: zinc finger protein 629
Exons: 4
Coding region: 2055-4595 (846 amino acids)
Biological process (GO): regulation of DNA-templated transcription
Molecular function (GO): DNA-binding transcription factor activity, RNA polymerase II-specific; RNA polymerase II cis-regulatory region sequence-specific DNA binding
Source: RefSeq, a predicted model, not a curated record
CAGUCACCCUGAACUGGUCCCGGGUCCUCAGACUGGGAUCGCCCCCUGAGAAGGACCCCAGAGUCCUCAGCGUCUAGCCAAAACCCUAAGGCAGGAUACUUAAGGGGUUAAGUCCCCUGGGGCUGUAUCCUGCCUUUCAGCUUUUCCCAGCCCCCAGAGCCGGUGACCCUGAGGAUGAUUCCUUCUCCUUUUUGUGUUUGUUUCCCCACCUCCUUCAUUUUGGGGCUUCCUUACAAAUAUAGAGGAAAUCAGCUAGGUCCUUUGGGAUCUUUUAAGGGAGAAGUCAGAAAAAUUUUAGGGGACUCUGGUCAUCCUCCUGCUCUUUUUUUGUUUUUUAAAUCAUUUUCUUCCUCAGGUGGGCCUGGUGAUUGCUCUGAGUCACCCUGACUUAUUACUUAGGCCCAGUGCUGUUUUCUACUAACCCUUUCUUUUCUACUCUGGAUCACUGAGUCUGAUCAUUCCAAUUCAUAUAUAUGUGUAUACACAUACAUACAUACAUACAUACAUAUGUAUCUCCUGCCAGUCUAUCCUUUGUAUACAUAUUGAACUCUUCUCACUUCUCACCUGAGCUUAUAUGCAGCAAGGUAAUUAGAAAAUCUUCUCUCUCCAGGUCUGUAGAGUACAAAAGUUGGGGAGAAGGUGGUAGGGAGUUGUCUUAUCUCUUUACCUGUCUUCAGAUAGGAUUGGCCUUCCCCAAGCAUCUUUCAGUUGGAAGCUUUUCUUAAUAUAAGAAAAAAAAUCUUGAGGGAUAAAUAUUGCUUCUUAAAGCCUAACCUUCCUGCCCCUACUUACUAUCCUUUGUAAUAUUUCCCUCGGAGACUGCCCUUUGUGGAGAAGAGGAAUAAAAGCUAUAAUGUAGUCAACAUAGCCCUAUCCCCUUCCUCUUGAAUUCUUCAGCUUGCUCUUCAUUAUCAUUUUUCUUCUUUGGACCUUCUCCAAGAUUUCCACUUCCCAUGCAAGCACAAGAACACUUAUACAUAUUCUAUACUGAGGGGUAUGUUGUAAAUGUUUAACAACUGGUUCUCUUAAAAAAAUAUGUAUGACAUGCGUUUAAGUUUAAUCUUCAUUAUUAACAUUUUCUCCAUCACUUUCUUAAGUCUAGACAACAAAACAAUAAAUCAAGUCCUGAUUGGAAGCAUAUGCUAAUUUCUGAGGUAUAAAUGCUCACUCUGAAAAUGUAAUUAUGGGCAUAGCUGAUAGGAACUGGCUCCAGCAUACCACUGCCUAUGCCUAGCAUUUUCCUCCCCCUCUUCCCCAAAACCUACCCUCACCAUUUUUAUAACCUCUUCUCCCAUUCUUAUAUACAGGCAUCGUUAUUUGUUUUUGAGUUACAAUUGUUCAUGUCUGAAUCCACUCUGACCCCCUUGAUCUUUUUCUGCUAUCCUCAUAUAAAAUCUCUUAUUCAAGGGCAUUGAAUCAGGCAUAUUUUGGAGAGUCUUAAAGGAAGAAUUCAGUGUCUUGCUCCCUAAAUAUUAUUUGAAGAGCUAGCACCACACUUUCUUGACCUCAGAAAAAAGCUUAAGAAGGGAUAUGAAGCUGCAAAAAGAUUUAGGUAGAAAUUACUUGAUCUUGGUUCCGGCUCUUCAUAUAAUUUAGUCCUAUAAUGGAGCAGGAAACAAUUGAAAUUUUACCUAGACAUGAAACACUUCUUUAGGUCAUGCCAUCCUUUCCCUUGCUUCCAGGUCUGUUCUUUUCCCAGCUCAAAAGUACACUUUAUUCAGUCUAUGGAAAGUGGUCCAGUAGCUACCAUGGGAGUUCUCUUUUAAGACAACCCUGGUUGGGUUUUUUUUGUUUUGUUUUUUGGGGUUGUUUUUUUUUGCCUUCCUUUGGUUGUGCUUAAUAACCUCAUACAUCUACGUCUAAGUGAUAUAAUCCUACCUUCUUCCUACUGCAACUUUUCCUGCUCUGCUUGAGACCAGCAAGCCAAACCCGAGUCUCUUCCUGAGGUUGUCCCAAUACUUGAAUAACGGGGAAGGGGAAAGUACUCCUAUACCGUUGGAAAACUUGUUCUCCCCAAGGGUCCCCUGAACCCCACACCGGCCCUGAUCUGUAGGAUGGAGCAAGGGGCAGAGUUAUGGGGCCCAGAUCUCCAGGGCCCUGAGGAGAGCCUGAGAGAUGGUCAUAAAGGUGCUAGAACUGAAAAUGAGGAAGAGAAUCUUCAGCCAGAGGGGUCAGGGGAUGAGGUGUCUUUGCGAGACCCACCCCAUAGUCCAGAACCCAAGGAUCCCCCAGAGAUGCCCCUGGAGGAAAUUCCUUUGGAUAAUCCAGCCUCCGAGUCAGUUCCCACACCCUCUGAUUGGACCAAGGCCUGUGAGGCAGGCUGGCAGUGGGGGGCCCUGACUACCUGGAACAAUCCUCCAAUAGUGACAGCCAGUGAACCCAGCCUUCGUGAGCUGGUGCAGGGCCGGCCCUCAGGGGGUGACAAACCCUAUAUCUGCAAUGAGUGUGGUAAGAGCUUCAGCCAGUGGUCCAAGUUGCUCCGGCACCAGCGUAUCCACACAGGUGAACGCCCCAACACCUGCUCUGAGUGUGGCAAGAGCUUCACGCAGAGCUCCCAUCUGGUGCAGCACCAGCGCACCCAUACGGGCGAGAAGCCCUACAAGUGCCCUGACUGUGGUAAGUGCUUCAGCUGGAGCUCCAACCUGGUGCAGCACCAGCGGACACACACAGGCGAGAAGCCCUACAAGUGCACUGAGUGUGAGAAGGCCUUCACCCAGAGCACCAACCUCAUCAAGCACCAACGCUCUCAUACGGGUGAGAAGCCCUACAAGUGUGGUGAGUGCCGACGUGCCUUCUACCGCAGCUCAGACCUCAUCCAACACCAGGCCACCCACACGGGCGAGAAGCCCUACAAGUGCACAGAAUGUGGCAAGCGCUUUGGCCAGAACCACAACCUCCUCAAGCACCAGAAGAUACAUGCAGGCGAGAAGCCGUAUCGGUGCACCGAGUGUGGCAAGAGCUUUAUCCAGAGCUCGGAGCUGACACAACACCAGCGCACACACACUGGGGAGAAGCCCUAUGAGUGCCUUGAGUGUGGUAAAAGCUUUGGGCACAGUUCCACCCUCAUCAAGCACCAGCGGACUCACCUCCGGGAGGACCCCUUCAAGUGUCCGGUGUGCGGGAAGACCUUUACUCUCAGCGCUACACUGUUGCGGCAUCAGCGCACCCACACAGGUGAGCGACCCUACAAAUGCCCUGAGUGUGGCAAGAGCUUUAGUGUCAGCUCCAACCUCAUUAACCACCAGCGCAUCCACCGAGGGGAGCGGCCAUACAUCUGUGCUGACUGUGGCAAAAGCUUCAUAAUGAGCUCCACCCUCAUCCGACAUCAGCGUAUCCACACAGGGGAGAAGCCCUAUAAGUGCCCGGACUGUGGCAAGAGCUUCAUCCGAAGUUCCCACCUCAUUCAACACCGGCGGACCCACACCGGGGAGAAACCCUACAAGUGUCCUGAGUGCGGAAAGAGCUUCAGCCAGAGCUCCAACCUCAUCACCCAUGUCCGCACGCAUAUGGAUGAGAACCUCUUCUUGUGCCCUGAGUGUGGAAAGGCAUUUGUGGAUGCAGCAGAGCUGUUGCAACAUCGGCUAAUACAUGGAGGUGGAAAGCCCCCUUCUGGGGGAGCUCUGGGGGAUGGGGCAGAGUCUGCCAGCCCAGCAGGAGAGAAACCAUAUAAAUUCUCGGGGGGGCUUGGGGAAUCAGCUCUUCUCCCGCCACCCGGAGCCAAACCACACAAGUGUUUGGUGUGUGGUAAGGGCUUUAAUGAUGAGGCGAUUUUUAUGCAGCAUCAGAGGAUACACAUCGGAGAAAACCCAUACAAAAGCACCGAUGGUACUGAACGUCCAUCUCCCCAUCCCUCUCAGCUCCGCUCCCAGAGGACCUUCCUUGGGAGGAAAUCCUGUCUGGGGGCUGAGAAGGGUGACAGCACGGACCAUAUUGGACCAACCCCUAAAAACCUUGAGGGUCGAGAAAGCUUCAGUCAGAAUUUGGAGCUGCUCUCCCCCAAAUCCUACAUCUGUUCUCACUGUGGGGAAAGCUUCUUGGACCGUUCUGUGCUCCACCAACAUCAGCUCACCCAUGGAAAUGAAAAACCCUAUAUAUUUCCUGAAUAUAGGACUGGUGUUGGGGAAGGGGCAGGACCCAGCCCCAUCUUGAGUGGGAAACCCUUCAAAUGCCCUGAGUGCCAAAAAAGCUUCAGCCUCAGCUCUGAGCUCCUGCAGCACCAGAAGGUCCAUGCAGGAGAAAAGCCCUAUAAGAGCUCCUCUGUUCUCCUAGAGCACCUCCGGAGCCCUUUGGGGGCGAGACCCUACAGCUGCUCUGUCUGUAGCAUGUCUUUCCUGGACCGCCUGGCCCUCAUCCGGCACCAAGGGAGCCACACCCAAGAAAAGCCCCACCCACCCGGGGAGACCCUCCCAGAAGCAGCCACACUGCCAAUGAGCCAGGACGGGGAAGCAUCCCCCACAACAGAAAGCAGUCAGUGUGAAGUCCCCAAAACCCAACCAGGAGAGAAACCCUAUCUAUGUCCUGAGUGUGGAGAAGGCUUCACAGAAACCACAACCCUUCUCCUUCACCGGGGCAGCCAUCCUGGUGUCACCCUAUGAAACUGUAGUAGGAGGCAUGGGGACGCUCUCUAUCCUGAGAGGAAACGCCCUGACUGCCCCAUUAAAUUAUAGGGGGAAGUAUAAGAAGCCCAAUAAGAUUGUAAGGAAAGGAAGGACACUUGAGAGAAAAUCAUUUCUACGCAUCAGUGAUGGGAAAACCCUGCAAAGUUGUGUGUGGGGGGGAUCCCUUUAUAAGGCUGUAGAGAAAAAAACUGUUGGGGGUAGAAACCCCUAUAAAUAUGUAGGAAGAAAACCCUAUAAGUCUGUAGCAGAAAAACCCUAUAAAUUUUAGUCGGAAAAAGCCCUAUACAAUUGUAGGAAGAAAGCUCUGUUAUGUCUCUAGACAUCCCUAUAAAACUGUACGAAAAUCCUUGUGAAACUAUAGGGCUUAGAAAGGGAGGGAAAAUACUAUAAAGCUCUUAAGUUAGGAACCCCCUAAAAAAGGCAGGGAAACAACUUCUCUACAGUUGUAGAAUAGCCUCCCUCUCUUUCCUGAAAAGCGAUCAGAGGAAUCAUCUCUUAGAGCCUGUCCUGGAUGAUUCCUUCGGGGGAAAUCCCAGUUGAGUUGGUGGGAGGGAGGGCCAAGAUCAGAGGUCAGGAAUUGCACUAAAUUAUAAAGGAAAGAGAAUGGGAGUCGUGCAGAAAAUGUGCCCUUGUUAAUCUGCUGUGGGGAAAGCUUAGACAAACCAUUAAGCAGGGAAAAGCCCAAGGCGUCUACAGGAGAAAAUCUUUGAAAUGGUAAAAGUCCUAUAAAUUGUGGUGGGAGAGUCCUAUAAAAAUAGGAGAAAAGUCCUAUUUUGUGGGGGUUAGAGGAAAAGAAGAGGGCUAUGGGGAGCCUAUUAAAGUAAAAGGGAAAACGUUAAGUCCUUUGUAGAAAAAAAAAAACAACCUAAAAUUGUGAAGGUAAAAUAACUUGAGUAGGAUGGAUGGGAAACCCCCUUUCCAACUCUGAAGUUUUGGAGGGAAGAGUUUAAAAAUUCCAGUAUAAAAAUAUUGGAAGGUCCCUACAAAUCUCAGGAGACCAUGGAGAAAAGAAAUUUUUUCAAAAAGAUUUUCUUGGUAAAACAUAAUCCUUGGCAGGGUAUGUUUGAGAGAAAACUUUGUUUCCACUGUGUUACCAAAAUCUUAGAAGAUUAGUGGUGGCAAAAUUCCCCAGAUGGAGGCCUGCCCACAUCUUCGGAGGUCUCCUCUCCAGGGAAAGAUUCCAAUUUUCCGCCUCCCCAUCCUCCCCCUUCUCAGGUUCUGAACUUCUCCUAGGAAGUUCUUCCUGAUGUCUAACCUCCAUUUCAAUUGCUGCAGCAAUAGCCCAUUUCCUCUUGUUCUGUCCUCUUAUGGAGAGAGAGAAUCGCUGCUAAUCAUCCUCCAAAGAAUAAAGCCCUUUAGAGACUUGAAGCCUGUGACUAAAUUCUCCCUUAGUCUUCAAACUAUAGCCACCUCUUGAUUACCUGCGGGGAAGAGGACAGACCUUAGAUGACUGAAAUUUAGAUUAUCCAACAACCUGAUACUGAUGUUCUACCCAGCCUUUCAUAAGGGCUAUUAAGACAGAAUGGACCAAUGGGCAUUAUUAUUCUCCCUUCCUGCCUUUCCCAGAUGGCUGCUAAGCAAAGAUUUUUCACCCUGUAGUAAUCAAGAGUUGGCUGUAACCCCCCCCCCCCCUUUUUUGUCCCUUAUGCCUUUAAUCUCCCAGUGUUUUCCUUUACUCCCAGGCUCCCAGGUGCCUUCUGGGGUUAUGGGGCUCUGCAGUGAGGUGACUUCUACAUGCCCUGUUUUUCUUUAGGUAGCUCAGUACUGUGUAACCAAAAACCUUAGAAGGGGAAAACCCAAAGAAAUAAAACUGCUUUCUUGGAGGGACCCCCAUUAACCCCUUCCAAUAUCUAAGAGAAUACAAAUCAUGUAAGCCUAUAUUAAAUGACCCUGUAAUGGGGGAGGUGGGGGGGUUAUGUGACUUUAAGGGAGCUAACUCUACAAAUCAGUUCAAAGAAGACUGCCCCUAAAAUAUAUAGGGGAAGAUUCCCCACCUUGCGUAAAUGUUGAGGAGAAAGGACUUUGGUAAAUGGCACAAGAGAAUUCUAUCCCUAAAGUCUUAGCCAUAAAACUAAGGAUCCCUGCUGUAUAAAACUUUUUUAAAAAUCCUAGGAAUUAUUUCCCCAAAGGAAACUACAGAUCUAUUAAGGAAACUCCUGUUUAGCUCUGGGAAGGAGGGAGGGGGGAGACUCCUUUUGGGAAUAUAGGCAAAAAAUUAUCUCCCCAAAACACUCCUCCACAUGAAGUUAUAAAACCCUGGGAGUUUGGAAUUGACUAGAAGGAGCACUGAAUUAUAUGGAAGAGAACCCACUUCUACAUUUAAAACUGCAAUGAUCAGGCUAGACAGAUUGGAGUGGGAAAGCCCCAUAAUGUUCUAGUGGGAGGGGGUGCCCCGUAGAAUAAUCGUAAGGGUGAGCUAUUACAGAUUUUCAUCCCUCCACCCCACAAAAAUGCAUACCUUUAAAUUAUAAGCAAAGUAUGAGAAAAGACCUCCCCUUUGUACCUGCAUGGGGGGAUGAAUUCUACAAAACUGAAGGGAAGAAAAGAAGUGCUCAAGUCUAGAAGGAAAAAACAAUCCUUUAAACCAGUAGAAGCAAAAAUACCCUAUAAAUUGUAGAGAUAAAACCUUUGUAAAGCUAGGCAAAAAGUAUUCCCACCCCCUUAGUAAACAGGAAUUGUAUGCCCUAAGGAGCAAUAGUAGGGGAAACCCUAGAAAGUCCAAGGGAAGAGUCCUGUAGGGGAGAGCAGUAGCUGAGGGUAGUUCUCAGAAAUCAGCCCUAUGAGGGCUGUACUGUAGGCUGUGUAGAGGAGAUAGGGUGUAGAAUAUUAGGAUGAUCGCAUGUUAUAGGGUUGGGGGGGAGGGAUUGGGGUCUUCUCUCUAAUAAAGAGUUUAGGAUGGGAGCCUGAUCUGGUUGGGAUUUGGAGUUUUCAAGGCAGAAAGGGGAAGAGGUCAGAGAGCCUUUGGGAUCCAAUCCUUUCAUUCAAUUUUCUCUUCCCUAAACGUACUCAGUUCUAUACCUGAAUCUCCAAUCCCAGGGCUGGUGACUUUCACUGUUCUAUUCAGCUUUGAAUGCUCCCUGCUGCCCCGUGCAUCUCCAUAGCUUGUAUGGGCAGUCACACCAUGUCAGUGUCAUCUCUCUAUUGGCUUUGCCCCACCCUAGAAUCAGGAACACCAACUCGUUAUACUUUUCUGUUUUCCAUCCCAGAGCUAGCUACAUUUAAAGAUGGGUCAAUUAAGUGAACUGCAGGGGAGACCACCCUUACCUGAUCUAUUUCGCUAGCUCCUUGCCAUUUCCCCUCAUUCUAGAACUGCACCCUUUGAACCCCAGUAAAAUAAAAUGUCACCAGCAGUGGCCAGGGUGAGGAGGGAGCCAAGGCAAUUCAGCAAGCUGGAGACAGUGUAAGGAGACACUGGAAACUGACUUGGAAGGAGUGGGGUUAGAGAGUCUUAAGGAGAGAAACUGGAAGAUUUCAGAGCUAUGACUUGUGAAAUUAGGUGACAACUUGCUAGCAGUGGGGAUACUGACUGGUGGAGAGACCUUAAACCAUCGAGCAGUGAGGUGAGAAGUCCUUUAACCAUUGUUAGAGGUAUGGUGAACCGACACCAAACUCCACAGCCCAGGUCAGGGUGACCUAGCUUUCCCUCACUGCCCCACGGCUCCUCAUUUUCCAGACCAGUGGGCUGGGAGGGGUCCCCUCCUUGAGUGUUGUGUGUCAGAAACAGUGUUGUGUCGCUGGUGGUUGUGUGGAGUAGCUGAAGAG